Molecule: messenger RNA, 4525 nt
Organism: Diceros bicornis minor
Lineage: Eukaryota; Metazoa; Chordata; Mammalia; Perissodactyla; Rhinocerotidae
Gene: MTMR10
Product: myotubularin related protein 10
Exons: 16
Coding region: 270-2576 (768 amino acids)
Source: RefSeq, a predicted model, not a curated record
CUGUCGCUCGGGGCGGGGCGCCGAGCUCCUUCCGGGGAUGGGCCCCGGCGCCCGAGUCGGCCCGACUCUGCUCCGGCUCCUCCCCGCUCGGGCGGGCGCUCCGCCGUGUCCCCGCCCGUCAGUCCGCCCGGCCCGGCUGGCCGCAGACGGGGCCUGGGCGGCCGCACGGAGAGCUCUGACUCCGCGGGCGUCGGGAGGCGUCAGCGCUGCCGCUAGCCCGUGGUGGGUCCCGGGUUGCGUCCCGGCCGGGGCGAAAAGGCGGCGGCACCAUGUUCUCCCUCAAGCCUCCCAGACCCACGUUCAGGUCCUACCUCUUGCCGCCGCCCCAGACUGACGAUAAGAUUGAUUCGGAACCGAAGAUUAAAAAAUUGGAGCCAGUCCUUUUACCAGGAGAAAUUGUUGUAAAUGAAGUCAAUUUUGUGAGAAAAUGCAUUGCAACGGACACAAGUCAGUACGAUUUGUGGGGGAAGCUGAUAUGCAGUAACUUCAAAAUUUCCUUUAUUACAGAUGACCCAAUGCCAUUACAGAAAUUCCAUUACAGAAACCUUCUUCUUGGUGAACAUGAUGUGCCUUUAACGUGUAUUGAGCAAAUAGUCACAGUAAAUGACCACAAGAGGAAGCAGAAAGUCCUGGGCCCCAACCAGAAACUGAAAUUUAAUCCAACAGAAUUAAUUAUUUACUGUAAAGAUUUUAGAAUUGUCAGAUUUCGCUUUGAUGAAUCAGGUCCUGAAAGUGCCAAAAAGGUAUGCCUUGCAAUAGCUCAUUAUUCCCAGCCAACAGACCUCCAGCUACUCUUUGCAUUUGAAUAUGUUGGGAAAAAAUACCACAAUUCAGCCAACAAAAUUAAUGGAAUACCCUCAGGAGGUGGCAGUGGAGCUGGUGGUGGCAGCAGCCAAAAAACUCCACUGUUUGAAACUUACUCAGAUUGGGACAGAGAAAUCAAGAGGACCAGCGCUUCUGGAUGGAGAGUUUGCUCUGUUAACGAGGGUUACAUGAUAUCCACUUGCCUUCCAGAAUACUUCGUAGUGCCAAGUUCUUUAGCAGACCAAGAUCUAAAGAUCUUUUCCCAUUCUUUUGUUGGAAGAAGGAUGCCACUCUGGUGCUGGAGCCACUCUAAUGGCAGUGCUCUUGUGCGCAUGGCCCUCAUAAAAGACAUGCUGCAACAGAGGAAGAUCGACCAGAGGAUUUGUAACGCAAUAACUAAAAGUCAUCCACAGAGAAGUGACGUUUACAAAUCAGAUUUGGAUAAGACCUUGCCCAAUAUCCAAGAAAUACAGGCGGCUUUUGUAAAACUUAAGCAACUAUGCGUUAAUGAGCCUUUUGAAGAAACUGAAGAGAAAUGGUUAUCUUCACUGGAAAAUACUCGGUGGUUAGAAUAUGUAAGGGCAUUCCUUAAACAAUCAGCAGAACUUGUAUACAUAUUAGAAAGCAAGCAUCUCUCUGUAGUCCUACAAGAGGAGGAAGGAAGAGACUUGAGCUGUAUUGUAGCCUCUCUUAUUCAAGUGAUGCUGGAUCCCUAUUUUAGGACAAUUACCGGAUUUCAGAGUCUGAUACAGAAGGAGUGGGUCAUGGCAGGAUAUCAGUUCCUAGACAGAUGCAACCACUUAAAGAGAUCGGAGAAAGAGUCUCCCUUAUUUUUGCUCUUCUUGGAUGCCACGUGGCAGCUGUUGGAACAGUACCCAGCAGCUUUCGAGUUCUCGGAGACCUACUUAGCAGUGCUGUAUGACAGCACCUGGAUCUCCCUGUUCGGCACGUUCCUGUUCAACUCUCCUCACCAGCGGGUGAAGCAAAGCACAGAAUUUGCUAUAAGCAAAAAUAUACAAUUGGGUGAUGAAAAAGGUUUAAAAUUCCCCUCAGUUUGGGACUGGUCUCUUCAGUUUUCAGCAAAGGAUCGAACCCUUUUCCAUAACCCCUCGUACAUUGGAAAGAGCUCGCCUUGUGUGCAAAACGGUGCUGUGAAAUCUUUCAAAAGGACAAAGAAAAGCUACAGCUCCACAUUGAGAGGGAUGCCGGUUUCAUUAAAGAAUGGGAUCCUCAGCGACCAGGAAUUACUUCCAAGGAGAAAUUCACUAAUAUUAAAAGCAAAGCCAGACCCUCCUCAGCAGACCGACAGCCAGGACAGUGGUGUGGAGCAGUAUUUUAGAGAAUUCUUUUCCAAACCAGUCGACCUGCACGGUGUUAUUCUGCCACAUCUCUCUGGAACACACAUAAAACUGUGGAAACUAUGCUACUUCCGCUGGGUUCCCGAGGCCCAGAUCAAUCUGGGCGGCUCCAUCACUGCCUUUCACAGGCUCUCCCUGCUGGCCGACGAGGUGGACAUGCUCAGCAGGACACUCCGGCAGCCCCGCGGCGGCCCCCUGGAGGCCUGCUACGCAGAGGUGGACCGGAGCAGGCUGUACUUCCGAGCCAGCGGCCCACACGACACCUCGGGAACACCAGAGUUUCUCUCCUCCUCAUUUCCCUUUUCUCCUGUAGGCAAUCUAUGCAGACGAAGCAUUUUAGGAACACCAUUAAGCAAAUUUUUAAGUGGGGCUAAAAUAUGGUUAUCUACUGAGACACUGGCAAACGAAGACUAAAAUGUACUAUUUUCUGAACACUUAGAGGGAAGCUAUAAACUAUUUUCCUCUGAAUUAAAAUUGCUCACCUAGGCAUUGGAAGCUCUAAUAAUUUUAUAUGUAAGAAAAACAGUUUGAAUUUGCACUAAUAUUUAAAAACAUGUUGGAUUAUGCUUCCUUCACAAUUUUUUAAAAGAUCGGCAUAAACUUUGUUUCUUAUAUUCUCUGUCAUCUUAGGUCUGGCUCAUUUUUAGGUGAUUUGCAGGCAAAUAUUCCCCCACUCUUACUACUGUGAUCAAACUAAUCAGGUUUUGUCUACGACUUGUAUUUUGUCUGCAUCCGUUUUUCCUAGCACCUCCUACAGGUUACCUGAUCCUUGGUCAGAUCAGCAACCCAAAGAAGCAGAUGUCAGGAAAGUUAACACGUUAGUAUUUAGUGUAUUUUCAAGAAGCAUCCGAUAAAUCCCUCAACAGGCAUUAGGUAUUCAUGUAUUUUUCUGUCACUUUCUAUUAUCUCUACUUGAACUCACCUGAGGGUUCAGUGUUCCCAGGCCAUAAUUUAUUUUAGAUCACUUUAUUUGGGACCUUAGAUCACUGUGUUGUAAAAUCAUGAGUUUGCUUUUAACUUCAUAGGACUAACUUUAAAGUGAUAUGCACUGUUAACUUUAAAAGCAUUUUGCUGUAGAUAAUAUAAUUAAACUUAGAAGUGCCUUUGACAUUAAUAUUAAGGUAUGAAUAACUGACUAAAAUUUCAGUUUUUAAAAUUAGGGUGUUAAAAUCCCACUGCCUAUUGGAAACAGCGUUUUCACACUUAGCUUCAUAUCAGUGGCCAAGAAUCUCCAAAGCCACAUUUCUGCCCCUCUGAAAGUCACUGAGGACCCCAUGGGCCUGUGGGGUACUCAGUGUUGGUGCUGUCCAGGAGCAGCGGGGGCAAGUGCUGUCUGCACAGAGACCCACCCUCACAAAAGAGAGGGCUUGCUCGGAGGCAUUUGGGGCUUUCCUGUCAAUAUUUCCAGUGUGUUGAACUAUUCUUAGCACUUUCCCUUGGAAAUAACUAAUAAUGAGGUCAUGAGUUAGGUCACCUGCGCAGAAGUCCCUCCUCCCUCAACAUUCUUAAUACUUAGGAAUAGAGAAUAGGAGAAAUAAAGACAUAACUUCUCUCAAAAUACUGCCAUUGUUAUAAGGAGCAGGGCAGCUGCCCUGCAUCCUGACUUUUGGCAGCAAUAUUCAGAGGAGACUGAGAAGCAAACUAAGGUAUAUCCUUGGUCUGCAACUCCCUUGUGUUCACAUUGCGUGACAGGAGCCUAGCCAAAGCCGUCCCCUUACACCCCUCAUUCCCACAUAAACCCCGUUCCCUGUUUAAAAGCUGGAUACUUUCCAAUUUGGCUGUUAUUGGAGUUUCUUAAACUGCUGUCUUAAGCUUUUAAAAUUUUUUAUAGUAAAGUAUCUAGUUAGCUUAUUUCCUUUUCUAAAAUAUUUUCAAACUGUGUUUUACCUUUAUGUGUAAUGCAUAACUGUUUCUAUUUGAAUUAUUUGCCUUUUAAAAAUUGUUUGAUAAUGUCUCCACGUUUAAAGAGAGAGAAGUUCCUAUACAGUGUCUUAGGAAAUUCAUCUUGUGGAUAAACCCAAUGUUUUUGCCAACUUAUUGCCUAGAAAAUGAGGGCUUUUUUCAGAUUGUUGCCAUUCAAGUUUCUCGUCCUUGAUUGGAAACCAGUCCCAAUCCCCUUAGAACACCACAGCACAUCCUCCCGUUGAAAGUGUGAUAAUAAUUCUCCCUUUCUCAUUAAGCUGCUUUUUUAUUAUUACAAAUUGUUCUAAAUUUGUUAAUGUUUUUGGGGGUUGAGCAUUCAUUUCUCUAUAAUUUUCUUCCCACACAUUUAUUUCAAUUCCUUUAGCAAUUUUUUUUUGUUAAUUUACAAAAAGAUUAGGUACUAUUAAUACUAUUUUAAAAUAGAAAAUGGGCAUAUUUUU